AUGCUGGAGGGAGCGGCACCCAGCGGCGCGGCGGGGGAGUUGAGAUCCCGCCAGCGACGCCGCCGGCAGCGACUGGCCGCCUCCCCGCAGAGCCGCCGGGCCCGCCUGCAGUACAGACGGCGGCACAACGAGCGGGACGGGCGGGUGUAUUACUGCGACUACUGCGAUCUCUUCGUCAGCAGCGCCGGGCGGAGUUGGACGGAACACCUGCGGGGCGUGCGGCACAUGGAGAGUGUCGAGAUGUACUACGCCAUGCUGGAGAGGAGAGAGGCCGCCUGGUUGGACACCAUUCGCGCGGAUGUGCAGCAAUCACACGUGGAAUCCUAUCUGCGGGAACAUCAAAAGACGGCGGGGAGAGGCGCAGCGAUGCCCAUGCCGCCCACCACAACGGGAUUUGUGGGGAAUUGCGGUAUUGUGGUGGGUGGGAUACAACCAAGUGUGCAUCUGCAGACGGCUAUCCACAACAACAACAAUACUACUACUAUUGGUAGUAGUAGUGAUAGUGGUAGUGUAAUGAUGAUGAUGAGUAGUGAGAGUGGGAAUCAUAGCGGUAGUGGUAUGAAUAAUAAUAAUAAUAAGAAUAAUAAUAAUAACAGUAGUAACAGUCCGAAUAGUGUGUUGAAUGGAUCUCCAUCGGUGCGUGUGGGGGGAUUUCUUGUUUCUGAAGCUAAACCGCCAUUGAUUACGAUAAACGGCAAGAGUGUUCCACCAAUUCAACUAGAACAACAUGUAGAGAGAAAGAACUAG
This is a messenger RNA of Trypanosoma theileri, 747 nucleotides long. Its product is annotated as elongation factor 1-alpha (ef-1-alpha). Gene Ontology annotation, cellular component: nucleus. The transcript has a single exon. The record is from RefSeq and is a predicted model, not a curated record. Lineage: Eukaryota; Euglenozoa; Kinetoplastea; Trypanosomatida; Trypanosomatidae. Bases 1 to 747 code for a protein of 248 amino acids. Gene Ontology annotation, molecular function: zinc ion binding; nucleic acid binding.